AUGAGGUAUCCAAAGGAGCCAUGCAUGAGCCGAAGUGGUCAUGCAUGUGGGUUGUAUGAACAUGGGAAAGAAUGGGAAAGAAGUUUAUGGGGAGCGAAUGGUGGAAUGAGUGGAGGAGAUAGUGAGAGAAGUCGGUUUGGUAGUGGAAUAAAUGAAGAAGGUAGUAAGAGAAGUGGGUUUGGUGGGUAUGAAAGACAGGGAAGGUGCGACCAGGUGGAGGCGAAACCCAUAGCUGAGAUGACCAAGAGAACAAGCCCCAUUCCUAUUGACAGCCUUUCCAACAUUGGGAUCCAUGCCGACACCAGCACCUAUUGGUGUAACCAAGCCAAGUUCGGAAACGAAGAAGAAGAGAUAGAAGUCGUGACCAUGAGCGUCUUCGCCGCUCAGCAAAAAUGGGAAUUCCUCGUGAUUCCAUGCACAAGAGGGAAUGCAUUGUUUGAAUAUGUGAAUCUUGAGGGAGCAUGGGCUGUGAUGAAUGAGACUGAAUUUCUCACGCAAACAAUCAGUGUUGAUUGGGCCUUCAGCAAUGGGUCGUUCCAAAAGAGAGGAUACUAA
This is a messenger RNA of Vitis riparia (riverbank grape), 555 nucleotides long. RefSeq names its product RNA-binding protein Y14A-like. The transcript has 3 exons. The coding region runs from base 1 to 555 and encodes 184 amino acids. NCBI's taxonomy places the organism in Eukaryota, Viridiplantae, Streptophyta, Magnoliopsida, Vitales, Vitaceae. The record is from RefSeq and is a predicted model, not a curated record.